UCCCGAGCCGCGCGCGCCUAAGGGCCGUGGGACGUGGGUCUUGCGGGCUUGCCUCCUGGUCGGCCCGGGCUUCAAGCUCCGACUCGGUGAUCGUCUGAAUUUGGGGCCUGAGUCGCCCCUGAACCGUACAGUGACCACCCCCUCUUCUUGGGCCGGCAUUGCCGGCAGGAGACGCCCUCAGCCCCAAACCCCCACCACACGCACCGCGACGCCCCUCUGGAGCCGCAGAACGAGUGGGACGUGGGGGGCAAGCCGAGGUGGAAAGGACUUGGCGGCCCUGUGACCAGUUGGUUUGUUAAGCGUUUGAGUGCCUACUGCAUGCGAGGGGCUGAGAUGCGGGUAAACAGCACCCACACGUCCCUGUCUUCGUGGCGUUUACGUUUUAGAAGUCGACAGCCAGGGAAAAACGGACAAACGAGACGACUUUAGGCAGUCGUGGUGCUGUGAUUUAAAAAAUCAAGGGGUCUGGUUGUAACCGAGCAGAGUUGCCCACCCUGUGCUGCGGGUAGCCAAUGACACUGACACGUGUGCAGUGAAAAGCGUUUAUUGUAGACCGCGGCACAACGGAGAGCGGAUGGCUUUCGCUGGAAAAACCCGAACGCCCCGUCCGCUUAUUGGCAGUUGUUUUUAAAGGGUGAAAUGGGGGUAGGGGGUCUUCAAUACGUUAUCAGCUCGGGGGUGUUUUAUGAUUGGUUGGAGCUGGCGUUACAAAGACAUUUUAGGAGUUUUGGUCAUCAGUUCUUUGUGACUGUUGGAGGUUUUGUAAGAAUGACUCAAGGUAUGCGUCAGUAUGUCAUCUGUGAUUCCAGAGGACGAAUUAGUGCCCCAAGACCCUGAUUUAUGUCUGAGAAAGUUGACUUCGUUGAAUGUAAAUAAAGAAAAGGGACUGGGGUCUGAUUUCUUACAAGAACUGGCGGGGGGUGGGGGGCUUGCUGAGAAGGGAUUCUACAAUAGCUGGGCUUCAUGGUGCGCUGCAAAGGGCUUUGAAGAAGGGGCAUGCUUUUGCUGAGACCGGACGGUAAGAAGUGAGCCAGGAAGGUGGUUCAAGGCAGGAGGAGCAGCCACCUUGAAAGAUGGGAAUGGCCGAGGGGAGUGUGAGGUCAGGAUGAGGCGGAGCCCGAUUACGUGCGGCGCGACUUCCCAGCUGUGUAAUCUGGACGGACACUGCCAGGCCUGUACUCCGUUUCCUCUUUUGAAAAACACAGCUCAGAGCUCCGGCGCCGUGGAGGAGAUUUUAGACCUGGAGAACAAGCGGAUGGCUGACAGCCUGGCCUCCAAGGUCACCAGGCUCAAAUCGUUGGCCCUGGACAUCGAUAGGGAUGCUGAGGACCAGAACCGGUACCUGGAUGGCAUGGACUCGGAUUUCACAAGUGUGACAGGUCUGCUCACGGGGAGCGUGAAGCGCUUUUCCACAAUGGCGCGGUCUGGGAGAGACAACCGAAAGCUUCUGUGCUGCAUGGCCUUGGGCCUGGUUGUGGUCUUCUUCAUCCUCUCCUACCUCCUGUCCAGGGCAAGGACGUGAGCCAGUGGGAGCUGGCUUCUGAGGGUGCCCGGGGCAACCAGGGUUGUCCCUACCUGGUGUCCUGGGCUCCAGAGGACCUGCCUACAAAAUGCUCCUUCGAAACGAUGACCAUGGCUUAGGAAUCUUCUUCCUGUGUGGCUGGGAGCCCAUGGCUACUUCUGACUCAGCUGUGUUGACUGGUCCCAUGUGUGCAAGGGCCCAGGUAUCAGAGGCACUGCGGAAACAUAUCUGAGCAGAGCAGCUGGAAGUCCUGGACACGGCCUCCAGAGGCUGGCAGCCCUUCCACAGACCCUUGGUUCCGACAUCUCACCGUUUUCCUACCUGCUCAUCCUUGUCUGGUAAGGCCACGCCUGGUGUCCUAGGUGCCUGGAUCUGGUACAGGAAGGGCGUGUGGUUGUGGGCCUCUACUCAUGGCCAGAGCCGCCGAGCACAGGCAUAGUGGGGCUUGGGCCCACCGCCAGGCCUCUGCCUGCUGUCCAGCCCCAUGGCUGAAGCCAGACCUUCGGGAAAGGGCAGGGAUGUGGACGAAGGAGUGGACUGGAGUCUUGGCUGGAAGCACUGGACCCAGAACCUUCUGGAUCUCGCAGCUGUGUAUCCAUGAGCAGAAUUCACAUUUUCUCAGGAUUUAGGAUCUACCCAGCACCAAAAGAUGCAGUUCCAGGAGCGCAGAUCUGAUGAGGGGCCCAUCUGGUGCUUCAGUCAGGCAAGAGCAGUGGGGCUUCCCGGCACGGACCCUCCUCAUAGGACCCGUAGGUCACUUCUUCUCACAGUGACAGGACCUCUGAGCCGCCUCCUUGUCCCCAGCUCCUGCAGAUGCCCGCCCCGCCCACCUGUCCCUGGUCCCUUACUGCUCCUGUGGCCAGCCCCAGGCUCACACAAAGCAAAGCAUUCAGGCCAGUGGCUUUUCACCCCACAGUGAGAACCCAGCACCCUUGACAUGAAAACAUGUGUUAGAAAAGGGGUCCCUGUCCUCGUUCCCAUCUUCUGUCUUCUCGUUCCGGUCACCUCCCCCACCGCCUCCCCCCACCUCCCAUUACUUCCUGAGGACCACUGGCUCACUGCCCACCGCCCUGCACGGUCACCCCGUGUGCGGCCACAGCCUGGUGCCUGUCAGCUCGUGCCGCUGUCCUGCCUGGCUGUGGCCUCCAUCCCUGGAUGCUGCUGUUCCCUGUUCUCUCUCCUCCUCCCUGCUGGCCCGGUCCAUCCUCACGGUCCCCACUGUGCCCUCUCUGCCAUCGUACCUGCUGGCCCUCAGUCCCAGGGGGAGGAGGACGCCCACCCCUCCAGGAUGGGCUCUUUUCACUGAGGUUGGCUUAGCUGCUGCUGCGUCUGGGGCUUGACUGCCCCCGCCACGUUCCGGCCCCCGAGGUCCUGCCUUGCUCCCCAGUGGCCCUGUGCACCCCAGCUUUGGCUUCACGCUCUGCUCGUCUCAUGUCAACCCUUGUUAUGGGGACUUGUCCACUGUUCACCAAGCUGGACAGCUGCUACCUGUGUGCAACUGGUCACUACGGGCAGCAGCACACCUUACCCCUAUCCUGGGCCUGUGGGCUCACCUCACGUCCUGACCUGAGGGUGCUCCGGCCGCACUGCCUGCUGGUCCUGCCAGUGCUGCCUGGGCCUUCCUGCCAACUCUCUGAGAUACCCUGUUGCUAGUUUUGUCCCCACCUUCAUCUCCACAGCUCUGCAGCCAUUUGGGGCCUGGGUCUUAGUUCCUCUCUGGUGUUUUUUCACUCAUGGUGUUAGGAUGAAUUCCGUGAAGUGGGCGUGGCGCUCAGCCCUGCACUUGGCACCUAGGCCUGUGGGUUUUGUGUUGCCAACACUGAUCCCUGAGACCAGUAAAAUGGAAAAGGACUUGGGGCCCCGCCUGCCAAGUGAGGACAGAGUGCCAAGCUCUGCCCCAUAAAGCAAGAUCGGAAUAAACGGCUCCACCAGGAA
Molecule: messenger RNA, 3457 nt
Organism: Hipposideros armiger (great roundleaf bat)
Lineage: Eukaryota; Metazoa; Chordata; Mammalia; Chiroptera; Hipposideridae
Gene: BET1L
Product: Bet1 golgi vesicular membrane trafficking protein like
Exons: 4
Coding region: 1106-1522 (138 amino acids)
Source: RefSeq, a predicted model, not a curated record